Molecule: messenger RNA, 939 nt
Organism: Rattus rattus (black rat)
Lineage: Eukaryota; Metazoa; Chordata; Mammalia; Rodentia; Muridae
Source: RefSeq, a predicted model, not a curated record
AUGGACCCUUACUUCCUUAUCCACAGCUGCUGUCCAUUCUCAGGUUCCUAUGAGAGGCCGUGGAUUGAGCAUGAGAUCUGGAUCUUCCUGCAGGAGUGGGAAGUGGUUGAGUAUGAAAUGGGGCAUGAAGGCAAGAUCCAAAAGAAGGUCAAGGCCCUUUGUGGGCGCCUGUAUAAGCGGGGUCUGAGGAAGACCUGGAAUAGCUGCUUUCAACUGAUGAUAUCCAUGAGAGACCUACACAGAACUCUUUGUAAUGAGCAUCCAGGGACUGAACCCUUGUUUUCUCCUUAUGCAUGGGCCCUAUACAAGAUCUUGGGACACAGACCCCAGGAAAACCAAGUCUCAGGUUCUUUUGAGAGCCAGUGGAUUGAGCAUGAAAUCUGGAUCUUCCUACAAGAGUGGGAAGUGGUUGAAUAUGAAAUGGGGCACCAAGCCAAUAUCAAAAAGAAGGCCAAGUCCCUUUCCAUGCGCCUCAAUACUUGGGGUGUGUGGAAGAGCUGGAAUAGCUGCCUUCAACUGAUAUUAUCCAUGAUGGACCUGCACAGAAUUCUUUGUACUGAGAGGCCAAGGUCUGAACCCUUGUUUUCUCCUUAUGCAUCGGAACUGUACAGGAUCUUGGGUUACAGAUCCCAGAGAGACCACAUCCCAGGUGCUCUGUAUGAUUGGUCUGGUAACCCCAUGGUGUCCAUGUACCCUCAACCUCCAAUGGUGAUGCCAUCUCCAGUUCAACAGCCAUGGGCUUCUGCCGCAUCUAUACCAUCUGGACAGCUCCAUGAGCCAUCACUGAUGAUGUACAGUCAGAAUUCACUAGAUUGCAGAUGGUAUGCCUGGAAGGACACCUAUCCAUUGUCAGUUCCGCCUGUUUUUCCUGCCUCUGUUCCUGGAGACACCAACCUUCAGCUGCCGUGUUCUACUUGUGAUGGCAGCCCAAGACCUUAG